This is a messenger RNA of Neurospora crassa OR74A, 1711 nucleotides long. RefSeq lists its product as hypothetical. Lineage: Eukaryota; Fungi; Ascomycota; Sordariomycetes; Sordariales; Sordariaceae. Bases 322 to 1422 code for a protein of 366 amino acids. The transcript has a single exon. The record is from RefSeq and is a predicted model, not a curated record.
CACCAGCGGAGCUCCAUUGCGGACCGAGUUCCUGAGGGGAAUCCGCUAAAAUAUUCGAGACCUGGGAGCGGGGCCGGGUCCGAAGAUAACCUGACGAACGGUUUUGUAGUGUACGUACAAGCCCCGAAACGCAACGAAACGGCAGCAGGUGGCCGGGCCGCACCGUGAUCCAGUUUCCCUCCCCUCCCCGCCGUCAACUGACAAGGACCCGGACCGGAGCCGCUCGCCCUCAAAUCCACAUAAACUCCGUUGCCGAUCUCCGUCCCCCGGCAGCUACCCCGGCGCCGUACAGAACUACCGCCCGUCAUCCAACACAGCACCAUGGCUUCCAUUUCCAGUAGGCUCAGCAGCCAGUUCGUCCUGCUUGCACACCGCACGGCGCCAUGUGCCAGGACUGCAUCUCAAGCUUCGGUAACACGUUUCGUCCUGGUCUUCGGUUCCGGUUCCGGCUCCGGCUUCCGCACCGCCCAAACGGCACGCUUCUUUGCCUCCAAGGCUAAGAAGGUAGCAAAGAAGCCGACCUCAUCAUCCACUGUCAUCACUACCGUAACCGCUCCUCCCACUGUGGUCCCCGCCUCAUAUGCCGAACAGCUAGCGAAGAAGGGCCGGACCCUCCUCUACGAGGCUCACUCGCACGCCUGGUUCCGCUUCGCCAGCUUCACCACCGGCAGCUUCUGCAUCGCCUACUCGCUCUACAACUACUGGAGCGUCCACCUCAACCCUCCGGCGGACCUGUCCACCUGGGUCCCCUAUGCCUACGGCGUCAUCUGCGCCAUGACCAUUGGCAUGGGCGGCUACUUCUUCAUGGGCUUGCGGCGCAUCAUCCGGCACAUCGAGGCCGUGCCGGCCUCUCAGGUGGUCUCCCAGAUCACCGAUGGCGCAGCCUCGGCCUCCACCAAAAAGUCCAAGGCAUGGGCUGAGCUCCUCACCAGCAAGCCCAAGGCCGUUCCCGUCACCACCCCUACCCCGAUUUACCUCGAGGUCGCCUACAGCCGCGCCAUCCCCUUCUUGCCCAACAAGAAGGAGUACUACCACCCUUCCGAGGUCGAGAUGCCCUUCCGCAUGCAGCUGCUGUGCGAGAAGCUGAACACCCUUAGCGCGCAGAAAAACGUGGGCAAGAAUUUCCCUACCACCAAGACCGGACAGAUCAUUGCGGCGAGCAAGCAGAAGGCUGCCAGGGAGAAGGAGCGCAAGGAAAGGAUGCAGCAUCUGCUCACCCUGCCGUUCAGGGACGCGGCGAAAGUGUUUCGCGGGGCGUAUGAUGGCCUCAGGAGGUCGUUCUACCGUGAGGGCUUUGCCAAGGUCUAUCUGAGGGGCGUGGAGUAUAAGUUGGAUAUGACUUCUGGAUGGGCGCUGGAUGAUGGAAGGGCUAUUGAUCGGUUGGUCCAUGUCAAGCCGAGUGCGAAUAUUAGCGCGUAUUGAGCGGGCGUGCUUGGAAAGGUGAGCCGGGAGCGAAAGGAGUUGCGGUUGCGGUUAGGUAUGCCCCCGUGACUCGUAGGACACGAUAUCGUUCUGUAUAGACUACUGUAGCAUCAACAUAUGUAUAAUAACACGCAGAUGGUAUGGAAUCAAAUAGACGAAGGAAUGGAAAGUUGAACUUCCAAGGAUCAAUACCUUGGGAGUGUGUCCAAAGCUGCUGACUCCAAGGCUUUGACGAAGGUAGGCAGCGUGUCUCGAGUCGCUUGCCCCUUCAAGUAUUUGUUCAUGAAGC